Molecule: messenger RNA, 12053 nt
Organism: Hemicordylus capensis (graceful crag lizard)
Lineage: Eukaryota; Metazoa; Chordata; Lepidosauria; Squamata; Cordylidae
Gene: TNRC18
Product: trinucleotide repeat containing 18
Exons: 29
Coding region: 717-9569 (2950 amino acids)
Molecular function (GO): chromatin binding
Source: RefSeq, a predicted model, not a curated record
GUUUCAUUGCUAAAGAGAGGGCUUUUUAUUUUUUUUCCUCCCCUUUUCUCUCUCUCUCCCCCCCUUCUUCUUUUUUUUUAGGAUCCACCGAGAGGAACUUGAAAGGGGGGUUUUGUGUAAUGCACCUUUUCCAAUCCGGGGCUGUAUAUGGAGAUUCUGAAGUCUCUCGACCAGUGCUACUACCGGGAGUUUAUUAAAAAGCUUCCAGACGAGCAGGGAAGCUGGAUUUUUAAGAGCAAGCGGGGAAAUCCGUGCUCCUCCUGGCGCUGGCUUUUCUUUCAGGGGGGAGGAGAGAGCCAGGCUGACCCAUGGACCGGUGAAGGAUCUGUGCUGAUCCCGCAAAGAAAGGAAAAAGAAGACACACACACACACCACACACACAGUCAACACCCCACUUCUCCUGGCUUGGAUCUAAUUUCUGAAAAGCAACAAUUGGAGUGAAGAAGCAUGCCAAAGAAGAGGACCCGCUAGGGAGCUAGUUUUGUGUUGUGCUCUGGAUCCCUCAAGCUGCAAAAGGCACAGCAAAGCAAUCCUUGCCAGCCCCUUAGCUGGGAGGAAAACACAGCCGGAGAAGGAAGAAGAAGAAGAGGAGGAGGAGGAGGAGGAGGAGAGGAGGAUGGUGACGGAGCUGCUCUUGAGGAUGCCGAAGGAGCGCUGCCUCUGCUCCCCACGCCUUUGAGUCUGGGGGCGAGAGGGGGGCCAAGAUCGGCACACAGAUGAUGGAUGGAAGAGACCUUGGGGCCCCCCGCUCUGUGCACGUCCCCCCGCCUCUGCUCUCCGGGCUGGCCAUGGAAAGCCACCACCGGGUUGCGGCUGCUGGAGCGCGCCUCGCACCAACGCUGGCCGCCGGGCUCCCGCCGGCGCCGCUUCCCCCCGGGAAAUACCUCGCCUCGGGCCUCAGCCUCCAUUCCCACCCAGGUUUCUCCCAUCUGCCUAAUGGCCUGUACCCGUCAUACAUUCCCUUGGGCCACCUGGAGCCCCAUAACAGCGGGAGCCCCUUGCUCACUCAGCUGGGCCAGCACAACCUCUUUGAGUCUCCAAAAGAUGGGUUUUACCUCACCAGCCAUGCAGGGCAGCCCGCCUUGCAUCCCCAGGGCACUCCCUCGAGAACCGUGGCCAACCACACGCCAAGCACCCUGCUCCGUGAGAAGGACCUUGGGCACAUGCACAGGAGCUCCAAGGAAGGCAUGAAAGACUUCACCAGCAAGGACCGAGCCUGCCGGAGUGACCUCUCUUUGCCGGUUGCCAAGAGGGACAGCAAGCUCCGUGAGGAACCACGACCUCACAGCGUGGUGGAUCUCACACAGGACACUAAGCCCGACAGCGACAGGAAAGUCAGUGGCCCUGAGAAGGUCGUCAAGGUAGGGGAACGGUUGUCCCCGUUCCUUGCCGAACAUAUGCCAAAUCGGGGGGCCCUUGGCGGAGAACCAAAGUCCAAGAACCCGCUGCAGACAUCGUCACUUAACAAUUGCAAUGGCGGAGGAGACCCCUUAUCAAAAACGCCGGGCUCCGAGCAAGACCGCUGUGCCAAGGACCCCAGCAGGCACGACGAGAACAUGAGGCCUUCUCCUCACGCGCACCCAGACAGGCUGAAAAGAGGUGAUCCGGUGAUGGGCUCAGUGGCUGCUUUGCAUGUUGCCUGCAGUUGUCCCUCCCCACACCCGGCCCAGCCAGGGAAGCUCACACCGUCCUCAGUAUUCCCCCCCCAGCCUGUCCAUUCCAACAUGUACACCAUCUUUCCUCUGACCAAGGAGCCUGGGAGGGAACAUAAAGUCAUCGCCCCCACCUUCGUGCCUUCUGUCGAGGCCUACGAUGAGAGGAAUGGACCCAUCCAGAUCGCCUCGCAGGCCCGGGAUAACAGCAAAGCAAAAGAGAGAGAAGUCGUCACUGCUGCCAGAGUGGGUGUCUUGCAAGCGUUGCCGGAGAGGUGUCUGGGCGAUGCCUCUCGCAACCUCUUGUCCCAAGACUUCCCCAGCCACAGCGAUGCCAAAAGGAUGGAAGUUCUGCGAGAAAAGGGCUCCGUGAUAAGGGCCAACUCCAUGGUGCUGAAGAAACAGGGUACUUCAGAAACCUCCUUGAGCAGGCCGAAGCUGAGCUCUCCAGAAAGCAGGGAGUUUCUCACCUCAAAAGACUUACUCAAAUCGGGCCCAGAGGCAGAACACCGCUCCUGUGAGUGGGACCGGUUUCAGAGAUCUGGCUGCAAAGAAGCAGCGAAGAUAUAUGGCACUUUGGACUCCACUUCCUCCUCCUCUUCUUCCUCCUCCUCUUCUUCCUCCACCUCCUCGCGGCAGCAUCUCGACCAUGGUCAGCUGAAGCCCCCUGAACAGAAAUGGAAACCUUUUGAAAUGGGCAAUUUUGCCACCACUCAGAUGGCUGUCCUGGCCGCCCAGCACAACCACGCCAACCGGGUGGAAGAGGAAGCCAAGAAGGUGUACCUCAACUCCAGCGGCCUGCAGAGGUCCUCGGUGGUGGGGCCCCGGAAUGCUACCGAAGGGCUCCACCCCACCUCUCACGGGGAAGGGUCCGCCAUGCAAAGCCUCAUCAAGUACAGCGGCAGCUUUGCCAAGGAGAACUCAGCCCGCCAGGGCAGCGGCAAGAAGAGCCCCUUUGGAGGUCUGGGCAACAUGAAGCUCGAUGCGUCCCAGCAGGGCUCUUCCAAGAUCCAGCAGCUGUUGCCCCACCAGACCAGCAAGCAGCUGAAGAAAGAGCCCGAGCGGCCGGAGAGCGCCAAGUCCUUUGGACGCGAGAGCAUCGGGUCUCAGGGAGAGGUGGAGGUGAGGCAUCUCCCAGUGGGCAUUGCCGUGGCUGUUGCCCGGCAAAAGGACAAUAGCAGCAGCAACAAGAUGGGGCCGAGCCUGGUGGACCGUGACCGCUCGCUCUCCCUGAGCAACGUCAAAGGGCAUGGGCGCUCAGAUGAGGACUGUGGGGAAGACCGACCACGCCAUAGGGACAGCCACCUCCUGGCAAGUCGUCUGGAACGAGAUCAGGAGAAGCUCCUCCGAGAAAGCAAAGAGCUGGCUGAUUUUGCUCGGAUACAUCCCACCGGGUGUGCCACAAAUGGCUUGAACUCCAACCUCAUGGUGACAGGUGGGCCGCCUCUGACUGGCUCAGGGAGAUGGUCAACCGACCCAGCAUCACACCUGGCAACUAAUCCAUGGUUACCCAGGACCGGCAGCUCUUCAAUGUGGCUAGCAGGCCAUCCUUAUGGACUUGGCCACCCUUCUUUGCACCAAGGCAUGACUCCCGGCUUCCCCCCUAGCAUGGGGGGAGCACUCCCUUCCACCUACCAGUUUGCCAGGGAUCCUCAGUCCGGCCAAAUUGUCGUGAUUCCCAGCGAGCACCUGCCCCACUUUGCGGAGCUGAUGGACCGUGCACCGCCUCUUUGGCCUGCGAUGUAUCCUCCGACCCGGAACUCCCUGCAGCACGCUCACCAGCUCCAGCUCCUGUCCCACCAGCAGCUGCUCCGCCAGCAUGAGCUGUACAUCCUGCAACAGCAAGCUGCACAUGCGAUGGAGUUGCACAGGAAUGCACAGUUGGUGGAGAGGCUGAAGGCCAGCGAGCAGCGGGUGGAGAUGGAAGAGAAAGUCUCCAAGCGGAGCCUGGACAGUGCGAAGUCAGGACUUACCUCCUCCAGCUCCGGCCUCUUGCACCGGAAGCCUCCUGUCCUGUCCCCCAGCACUUCUGCAUCCUACAGCAAGGCAGUGAGUCCACCUCCCCUGUCUCCCAGGGCUUCACCUGUGUCUGUCCUCAAAGCUGAGGUUAUCCAAAAGAUGGAGGAGCCACCUGCACAGCCAGCCUACUCCUACCCUGCUACUCCCAUCUCCCACCCUUCUAGUCCGCCCCCUGCUUCUCCGCCCCCUGCCCCCGCCAUCCCUCCAAAGGAAGAGGAAGAGCCCGAGAGCGUGGAGAAGAAAGAGCUGGAGCUGGAGAAAGAGGCCUCCAGCCCGUACCAGGCGAUGUUCCCAGAUAUUCCAUCUGGAUAUCCAUUCGAAUCCCUCCCAGCCUCCUUCAGAAGACACUACCCAUACCUCCUCCAGCCAACCGCAGCAUCGGAUGCAGAUGGCUUGGCCCCCGAUGUGCCGCUGCCCACUGGGGACCCUGAGCAUCUGGCUCUUUCUCCCGAGGUCAAGCCUCUCCGCCUUUCCCCAUCCAAGAUCCUCAAACCCAUCCAGGCUGAGGAGGAAGAAGAGUCUUUGGAGGAACGGGUGAAAACCGAAGUGGAGAUGGACGAAAACCAAGAAAGCGGUCUGUGUGAGCAAGACAUAGAGGCUUUGGACAUGGCAACGUCUGUCACCCACCCUGUCCAGGAUGUGAACAGUUGCAACCUGCUGCUACACCAUGGCAAAACUCUGAGCAGUACGGAUCAUGAAGAAGAAUCUCUUCAGGACUGCCAGCCCACGUAUCCAGGGAUGCCUUGCUCUGCAGAAAUGGAGACCCAAGAGGAAGCUGCGAGUGACCCAGAAUCCUGUCCCGUCCACAUGGACUGUGAUGGGACCUUGUUGCACAGGGACAGCGAGCAGGCUGGGAUGGGCCUUGUGCCUCAGCCAGAGGAACCUCCUCUUGCCACAGAACUGCCUCACAUCCGCUCUCCCCAGGGAAGGGAAUUUCCUAGCAUGCCUCAGGAAGAGGAGGAGCCAACGUUGGAGGCGCCCUGCUAUGGGAAUGAGGCUGUAUCCUGCCAAGUCCUGCCCCUGGACAUCAAAAUGGAGGACCCCCUGGCUGGCAUGAAUGCCUUAGCGGCGGCGGCUGAACUGCCUCAGGCAUGUUCCUUGCUGGUGAGCGACGUGAUCGCACAAGAGGCCGUGGUGAACCUGGAAGUGUCUUCCAGCCUGUCGCCGGAGCACACCUUCCUGCAAGGGAUCACACUGCUAAGUGAAAUUGCAGAGUUGGAGCUGGAGAAGAGAAGGCAGGAAAAUCAAGGUCUGGAGAGUUUCCCAGUCCGACCAACCCUGGAGAGCCUCUUAGCUGCCAGCACCCAAAUGCUGAUGGAAGUCCUCUCAACCCCCUUUAUGGAUAGUCUGAAAAACAUUCGUCUGCCUAGAGAGCUGAAUCCCAACAAAACGUACAGCUGGAUGCACAAGAAAGAUGAACCAAUGUACUCCAUCAAAUCGGCCAUUGAGAACAUGGAUGCGAUGGAGCUGGACUACAGGAUGAGGCUGGCUGAGCUUCAGAGAAGGUAUAAGGAAAAGCAGAGGGAACUGGUGAAACUGCAGCGCCGGAGGGACUCUGAGGAAAAGCAUGACGAGAAAAGUAGAAGCUUGGCGCGACGAGGCCCAGGAAGGCCCAGGAAGAGGAAGCAUGGAUCGAGUGCCCUGUCGCCCCCUAAGGAGAGAGGGAAGAGUGACGGCAGGAGUGGAAAGCUGAGCAGAUCCCUGCUGCUCUCUGAAGACUCGGAAACAGGUGAAGGAACAAGGAAGAGGCACAGGGGUAUACUCCUUGACGAGGAAGAGGACAUGGUGAGCCGAAGUGAGAAGGCGAAAGCCAGGAACCGCAGUUGGGAUGAGCAAGACGUGUUGGCAAACUUUUCCAGUGAGUUAAAGAUUAAGAAGAAGAAGCUGGCUUCGGAUCAGGAGCAGCUGGUGAGCAAGCUUGACAAAGCCCUGUCUAUCACCAGGCACAAGUUGAAAUCCCCUUUUAAGUUUGCAGACAGCUCUGCUGGGAAGCAGAAAAAUGGCGGAGGCGGCGGCCCCAGAUACCUGUCGCCCCACGAGGCCUUGCUCAGCAAGGAUGAAAAGAAGAACCUGGCCAAAUCCCUGAGCUUCUCGCUGAAAGCCUCCAAAGAAGGUAAAAAUAAAAUGGCUGCCAAAGUGAAGAAGAUGGAGGUGGGGCUGAAAGUCAAGGGUCACCUGAAGGUUUCCAGUUCACCAGCAAUAUCUGAACUUAGCAGCUAUUCCUACAAUACAGACUCUGAAGAAGACGACGAAUCCUUGGAAGAUGAGUGGCCUCCUCAGUCUCCAUCCCGCUCCAGAAUGAGACCCCCUGGCCUCUACAGCGUGGUGGCCCCAAAGAGCAGCAGGCUCCCUGGAGGCCUCAAGAUGGCCAAGAAGGGCAUCACUGCCCCUAGAACUCUCAAAUCUAAGUUGGCUGGCAGCCGGAAGCCACAGUUUUGUUUGCUGCCCAGAGAGGCCGAAGCUGGAUCGUCGUUCAGUGAUUCAUCGGAGGACUCAUUUGAUCAAGAUUCUAGCUCGGAAGAGGAUGAGGAGGAAGAGGAAGAAGCGGAAGGCUAUAGAGUGGGUGGCCACGAGAGGCUUUCGCCCCCCACGCUGGAUGAGAGCGGCUUGGGGCUCCUUGCCAGGUUUGCUGCGAGCGCUCUGCCCAGCCCCCUCAUCCCACCAUCUCUUUCCAUUGUCCAGCUGGAGGCCAAGCAGAAGGCCAAGAAGAAGGAGGAGCGGCAGAGCCUGAUGGGGACGGAGUUCGAAUACACAGACUCUGAGAGUGAGGUGAAAAUCAGGAAAAAGUCUCCUUCUGGGCUGCUGCGUGGGAAGAAGGGGCUGCUAGAGCCCAGCAGUGCCGCACCUGCGCAGUCAGUCAGUUCCUGCGCCAUGGAAGCCACCUCAGCGGGGAGCUUAGACAAGGCUAAGAUGGCGUCCGAGAAAAGCCGGAAGCUGAAGAAGUUCAAGUCACCCAAAGACCUGAGCUUUGAGUUUGGUCUGGAGGCCAGUGACGACGACCUCUGGACCCGACGGCGGAGCGAGAGGAUCUUCCUCCACGAUGCCACCACGUCAUCGGCCGUCUUGCCCUCCACCACGCCAGCUAGCUCAAACCCUGUUUCCAAGGCUGGGCGCUGCGUGAAGGUGACGCCUCUGAGUCCCAAGAAAGACAGCAGCAAAGGGAAGGAGAAGAAAGAACUCGGCAAGAAGAAGAAGAAUAAAGAAGGCCCGUUCUGCUCUUCCUCCUCUUCCCUCUCUCCUCCGGCCAUCACUGGCUCCCCGCCUGACAUCCGUGCCAGCUUGUCAAACUCUCUGGGCUCCAGCAAGAAGAGCAAAGGCAAGGGCAAGACCAAAGAGGUGAAGAAAGAGAACCGAGGGAAAGGAGGGGCUGUCAGCAAGCUUAUGGAAAGCAUGGCUGCCGAGGAGGACUUCGAGCCCAAUCAGGACAGCAGCUUCUCGGAGGACGAGAAUGUGCCACUGAGCAUGCUCCUGGAAAGGCCGCUGACUCCAGCCCCCCGUUCCUGUAUCAUAGACAAGGAUGAGCUGAAGGAUGGCCUGCGGGUUCUCAUCCCCAUGGAUGACAAGCUGCUCUAUGCUGGGCAUGUGAAGACAGUCCACUCUCCUGACAUAUACCGGGUUGUUGUGGAAGGCGAGCGAGGAAAUCGCCCCCAUAUUUACUGUUUGGAACAGCUGCUACAGGAGGCCAUCAUCGAUGUGAAGCCCCCUUCGAUACGGUUCCUACCUGAAGGCACCAGGAUUGCCGCCUACUGGAGUCAACAGUACCGCUGCCUCUACCCAGGGACAGUUGUCCGAGGGGCCCAUGAUCAGGAGGAAGACGGGGAUUUGAUCACUGUGGAGUUUGAUGACGGCGACACUGGGCGGAUCCCUUUGUCUCACAUCCGACUUCUUCCGCCUGACUACAAGAUCCAGUGUGCGGAGCCCUCUCCUGCCCUCUUGGUGCCCAGUACAAAGCGCCGUAGCCGCAAGUCCAGUAAGGAUACUGGAGAAGGAAAAGAAGGAAGUGGGAUGGGAUCAGAGGAGCCAGCAGCAAAAGGGAAAGGUCGUGGGAGAAAACCAAGCAUCAAGCAGAAAGCUGAGGAAACGGUUGUAACAGAAGAGAAAAACCAGGGGGAAACACCAGCAAAUCCUUCCCUUGUGCCAGAGAAGUCGGUUGGCCUUAGCAAGCAGACUGUGAAAGGCUCAAGGAAAGCACAGCAGAUCCCAGCCAGGACCUCCCCAGCUCCAGUGGAAGACAAACAUCACAGUAAAGGCAGCAAGAUGAAGAUCUCCGCCAAGCUGCACAGUCCAGCCCCAACUGCCUUCCGGUCUCCAGUGUUCAGUAACGUCCGUGGGGGUGAACCGUACACUGAGAUGCCGGGCAUUCUAGGAGCCUUCAGCCCUUCGGAUGCCCCCUCUGGGAAAAUCAAGCCUAAGAAAGGGAAGUCCACUGAGGAGCUGCAAGAGUUUGGGUCGACGGCCAAGGCUCAGAGGAAGAUCCCAGACAGCGAGAUCCUGAUCAAGCUGGACCAUGAGGGAGUCAUGUCUCCAAAGACCAAGAAGACGAAGGAAGCCAUGCGGAUGCUGGGAGAUGCAAACCUGGCUGGCAGGAGGGAGACCAAGAAUGUCUUAGGGCUGAGCUACACUUCCAUCCCGAGCUCGGACAGCAAACAGAAAAGUUCCAAAAGCAAGGCAGCCAACGGAAAGCCCACCGCUCCUAAUUUUGGGGGCAAGUUCAGUGGCUCAGGAGAGAAUCCAGCCACCUCUAAAGAUCCAGACGAUAAAGCCCAACCGGCACCGGCAGGAGAUGAGUCUGAAAGCAACAGCAGCGGCAGCAGUUCAGAGUCGGAAGGCGAGGAGGAGACAGAGAAGAACGGCGGAGGAGCUCAAGACAGCAGCUCGGCCAGUUCGAGGGCUUCCACUCCCGUGUCUUCGUCCAACUCCUCCUCCUCCUCUUCCUCUAGCAGCAGCAGCUCUUCUUCAUCAUCAUCCUCCUCCUCCUCUUCCUCCACCUCCUCUUCCUCCAGCUCCAGCUCUUCCUCCUCCUCCUCCACCACCACCACCGACGAAGACUCCUCCUGCAGCUCGGAUGACGAGGCAGCCGGAUCCCAGCCGAGCACCUCUUCCAUCCAGCAGAGCCUGCCUGCCAAGCCAGCCAAGCAGGCCGGGAAGUCGCGUGCUGCUUCCCAUCCUCAAGGUCCAAAGCAGCAGCAGCAGCAAGCAGCACAGAAGCAGCAGCAGAGCGGGGGCAAGAACCGGCCCAAGAAGCGCGAGGGGAUCCACCUGCCCACCACCAAGGAGCUGGCCAAGCGGCAGAGGCUGCCUUCUGUAGAAAACAGACCCAAGAUCGCUGCCUUCCUGCCUGCCCGGCAGCUUUGGAAGUGGUUUGGGAAACCCACCCAGAGGCGUGGCAUGAAGGGGAAAGCCCGGAAGCUCUUCUACAAGGCUAUCGUCCGUGGGAAGGAGAUCAUCCGCAUUGGAGACUGUGCUGUCUUUUUGUCAGCUGGCCGACCCAACCUUCCCUACAUUGGUCGCAUCCAGAGCAUGUGGGAGUCCUGGGGGAACAACAUGGUUGUCAGAGUCAAAUGGUUUUACCACCCAGAAGAAACCAACCCUGGGAAAAAGCUCAAUGAGGGCAAGCGCUGGGAUCAGAAAUCGGGCAGAAGCCUAUCAACCGCUCUACAGGCUUCCAGCCAGAGGAAAGACUUCAUGGAGCGAGCGCUGUACCAGUCUUCUCAUGUGGACGAAAACGAUGUCCAGACAAUCUCGCACAAAUGUCUGGUGGUCGACUUGGAGCAAUACGAGCAGAUGCUGAAGACCAAGAAGUACCAGGACAGUGAAGACCUUUACUACCUAGCAGGGACAUACGAGCCCACCACCGGCAUGAUAUUCAGUACUGACGGUGUCCCUGUCAUCUGCUAACCACCUCCGGGAACGGAAUUCUGGGCGGCGUCCCACACUCCCACAGUGUUCAGAUUAAGACACACCUCCGCCCCAUGGAAGAAGGAGAUGAGAUGAAAAGUAUGUGCCUGUUUGUAACGACAGCAUGAUUGUUCUAAUGCUCGCACACAUUGUGACAGGGACAGGUUUUUUUUUAAAGGGGUCUCCCCCGCCAAGGGAUUUCCCAACAAUAGCUUGAGGUGAUGGAUUCAGUUGGUUGCUUGUCUCUUGCAGAAGGAAGGAAUGGGAGGCAUUUGAAAAUUAUGGACAUGGGCACCAAGGUUGUUUGCUGCUCCUUGAGAACUGGUGUUCCUUUCGGGGCACCGUGCAACUACAUCACAAGAACAGCAUUGAACAAGAGGCCUCUUCUCUCCCUUCGUUUCAGACCUUCAUAGGACAUUUCGAGAGGACAGCCUGUAGCCUUCAGGGUUCCCAUCCACCCUCCCUCAUUAACUUCACACUAAUUUGCAGGAAAGUACGAGGCUUGGAAGGAACCUGAGUGAAUGCUGGUGGGAACUUUUAAUGACCUCUCUGCCUCGUAGGCUUGCUCUCCAAUCUCCAGCGGGGAACUCUGGAGACCGCUCUGAAAGCCACAGCUGAGAAGGGUGUCACAAGGACAGAGUUGUUGACCGGCAUCCCUCCUGGCUUCCUGAGAGCUGAGCAGAUGGACAGAGAGCAGGCACUACGUUCUGCAAACAUGGACUCCUCUUUUUUGCCAAACCAACUAGAUCAGCAGUUGCCUCCCUGUCAUGUUUGGGAUUGUGAGGGACAGUUCCUUUAUUCUAAACAGAGCAAGGAUGUAGUCUUUUAACAAAAACACUUUCCUCAUGCAGGUUGAAUGUAAGUUGGUAAGUCCUGCUCAGAAAUACAGUUCCCUCUUUCCUCUACCAUUUCUUAGAGACAUACACAAAACAGUUUGAGAGGAAAAGCUGUGUCUUCAGAGCAUGCCAUCGGUUGUAUGCUGCUCCCGUUUGGGGAACUUAAGAAACACUUUUUUGGGCAUCGUCUGGACUCAGCAGACCAGGCUCCUGGGUGUUCAUAUGGAACAAAACUCUAGAACUGGGCUUCUAACCCUUUCCCAGCAACACUCGGAAAUGGCACUUGCAACAAUCUGCUUCUCAGUGGAGGUUGUCCACACUCGUUCUGUGUGUGCUCAAGUGGCAUGCAGGCUCCCUGAUCCCACCAGCUGACAUGUAUUCCGUGUGGGUAAUGCCAGGGUUCCCCACCUCCCCAAAAGCUUGUCAUCAAUCCAUCAAUCCUUCCUGGACAUUUCCUCCCACCCCACCAUGGGUCUGUCUGUAGCCCUUGCGCAUUGCCACUUGCUAUUUCAAGGCAGGGCAGGGGCCCAGAGGUGGACAAGGCUGACAAAAGAGAGGAGGUGGGGUGUGUGUGUGUGAAUUCAGGCACAUCCUUAGGCAGGGCAAAGGGGAGGAACAGACGAGAACUACACAACACAAUCCUUGCACUUAAAAACAACAAAACUCUUAUACACUACAAAGCCAAGACACCGUGAUGAUUUCUGGCCAGAACGGAGUGUACCAUUACAGCACUACAGGGGGGAGAUACCUUCACACGGACAGAUUUUUUUUUGUUUUAAACAUCUGCCACGGUACUAACUGAGUACUAAAGUGGUUUGCCAGUGGGAAAGGAGAGCAGUAACCCCUUUUUAGACCCCUUCACAACCUCCUUUUGAAAAACCACAGUGGUGCUGAUACAUACUGCCCACCUUCUCCGACUCUGGACCCACGGCUUCCGAAGACUUUGGUGGAUAACAUUUCUUUAAAAAAAAAAAAAAGACAAAAGCUUUGUACAGUUUUAAUGUACCAAAAGACUUGUCAAGCUCCCCUUUCCCCCUGUAUUAUAAACCUCUUUAAAGGAAAACACACACACACAAAACAAAGAAAAGCAAAGGAGGGGGGAAAAGCAAAAUGGAGUCAACUUUUUAAUUAUAAAUAUAAAAUAUAAAUAUAUAAAUAUAUAUAAAUAUAUAAACUUUUUUUAAAAAACUGUGAAAAAAUUAUGAAAUUAUAAAAAAGCAAACACAGUCUGACAUUUAGACUCUUUAUUUUUAAUUUCCUGUUGGAUUGUGACUGUAAAAACAAAAAGAAGAAAAAAGGACAGGGGAACAGAAAACCCACUCGCCCUUACAUCCAAACCGUGUACUGUAUUUGUAGAAGCAACUCACCUGAAGCAAAACAUUUAAAGAGACACAGAGAGAGAGAGAAUGUAUGCGAAUGUUAAAUAGAAAGCACUUAACUGCCCGCUGCCUUCUAUGGAACACAAUGAUUUUUUGCAGACAAUCGAGAGGAAAGGAGCCAGGUUUUUGUCCCCGCCCCCCGUUGUUUUAUGUUUUCAAUUCCCUCCCACCCACCCCACCCCCUUUUUUUGCAUUCUGUUUGUUGGCGAAUUAUGUGUGAUCCUUUUUCGUUAAAAAAAAAAAAUCAAUUGAAAAAAAAUCCUGCCUUG